Molecule: messenger RNA, 1023 nt
Organism: Caenorhabditis elegans
Lineage: Eukaryota; Metazoa; Nematoda; Chromadorea; Rhabditida; Rhabditidae
Gene: sra-23
Product: Serpentine receptor class alpha-23
Exons: 5
Coding region: 1-1023 (340 amino acids)
Biological process (GO): G protein-coupled receptor signaling pathway; sensory perception of chemical stimulus
Cellular component (GO): membrane
Molecular function (GO): G protein-coupled receptor activity
Source: RefSeq, marked reviewed
AUGAACAAAACCGCCGAAGAGCUGCUCGACAGUUUAAAGUGUGCUUCAGACGGUCUAGCCAGUGCUCUGACCUCUGUUACACUUAAAUUUAACUGUGCAUUCAUUUCAACAAUUGUUCUAAUCAGUUACUGUUUUUCUUGGCUAGCAAUUCAAGCUCUUUGGAAUAAUAAUAUAUUCUCAAAUUCAACAAGACUAAUUUUAAUAGUGUGUUUGCUGAAUUCAGUCGUUCAUCAGACGACGGUGAUGGAGACACGGAUCACCCAGAUAUACCGAAGCAUCGUGUUUGCCUCAGAACCUUGCGAGAUAUUAUUCCGCUCAUCAGAGUGUGAAAUUGAACUGUACUUCUAUUACCUCACAAACUACUUUUCCACGUAUUCAGUUUUCUCUCUCACGUUUGACAGAUUGAUAUCUCACUACAAGUCAAAAUACUACCACAUGCAUCAAUACUUUAUUGCGAUAUCCCUGCUAGUCCUCCAGUUUCUUCUCGCAAUCUUAUCAUUUUAUAUUGCAUACCAUGGAGUCCCACUAGCUGGUUAUGUGCCAAUGUGCAACUACUACCCAAAAAUGGCGGUACACCAUAUCACUAUUAACGACGUACGCACGGUAGUUAUGGUAUCAUGCAUUAUAGUCACGGGGUUCGCAUACUAUCUUAGUGUAAAGUCAGAGAAACAAAUCCAGAAAUGCAGUUAUUCCCCUGGAGAACGAUAUUCUGCAUAUGAGAAUGUUACAACAUCGCAAUCAGUGUGCAUAUUAAUUGUUCUUCAAUUCUCAUGCACCAUGAUAUCGUCAUUCGGAGUGAAUCUGCUCUUGAUGAUGCAAGAAGCAGUGUCAGAGGAAACAUUCACAAAAGUUGGUGCGUUCCUUCCGGGAGUAGCCUACGCGAAUCUAUGCCUUCCACUUGCCAUCUACUUCAAGACAAAACUAACUAUUCAAAACAGGAAAUUACGAAUUGCAGUAAUGAUAUCAAUGUAUGGAGAUGUCGGAGAACAUAUUGCUCGGCUGAAGAAGAGUUGGGAAUAUUGA